UUCCAAAUCCAGAUUGUUCAUCUGAUUUGCGUGAAUCAUCACGUGUUCGUGUUUAACGGAAAUGGAGAUGGAAGAAAUGGCGUCUCUGAUCGGAGUAUCGGUUCCGGUAUUCCAAUUCCUUAUAUGUUUUGUUGCCAGUAUUCCUGUCAGCUUCUUUCACCGCUUCGUCCCCGGCGGUUCCAUCGGAAAACACCUGUACGCGGCAUUAACCGGUGCCGUUCUCUCCUACCUAUCCUUCGGAUUAUCCUCCAAUAUGCACUUCCUGGUGUCAAUUAUCAUCAGCUACGGGUCUAUGGCCUUCUGUCGGAGACGAUGCGGUUUGAUUACGUUCUUGUUAGCAAUGGGUUACCUCAUUGGAUGCCAUGUAUACUACAUGAGUGGGGAUGCAUGGAAGGAAGGAGGUAUUGAUGCCACCGGAUCAAUGAUGGUGAUAACAUUGAAAGUGAUUUCAUGCGCUAUUAACUACAAUGACGGGUUGUUAAAAGAGGAAGAUUUACGUGAAUCCCAAAAGAAAAACCGGUUAGUUAAGUUGCCUUCAAUCAUCGAAUACGUGGGAUAUUGCCUUUGUUGUGGAAGUCACUUCGCUGGCCCAGUUUAUGAAAUGAAAGAUUAUCUUGAUUGGACAGAAAGGAAGGGUAUUUGGAUGAAAACAAAGAAAGCUUCAGCAUCACCUUUGGGGGCGACAGUGAAAGCUGUUGUUCAAGCUGGUUUGUGUAUGGGUAUAUACCUACACCUGAUACCCCAAUAUCCACUAUCAACAUUCAGCAAUCCAAUGUACAAAUACUCAGGGUUUACAGAUCGGUUGAUGUAUCAGUACAUGUGUAGCUUUACAGCCCGUUGGAAAUAUUAUUUCAUAUGGUCGGUUUCAGAAGCUUCCAUGAUUCUUUCCGGAUUGGGUUUCAGUGGAUGGAGUAACGUUAACUAUUCUUCACCCACACAAACAUCACAAUGGGGACGUGCUAUAAAUGUUGAUAUUUUGGGUGUUGAGUUUGCAAAGAGUUCAGUUGAGAUACCACUUGCAUGGAACAUCCACGUCAGCACAUGGCUUCGUCAUUAUGUUUAUGACAGGCUUAUUCAAAAGGGGAAGAAACCAGGUUUCUUUCAGUUGCUGGCAACACAGACAGUUAGUGCUGUUUGGCAUGGUUUAUAUCCUGGGUAUAUCAUUUUCUUUGUUCAAUCUGCUUUGAUGAUAUCUGGUUCCAGAGCCAUUUACAGAUGGCAAUGCUGUGUUCCAAGUAAUAAGCGUGUGGUUAAGAAGAUGCUUAUGCUCUCUAACUUUGCCUACACGGUUCUUGUUCUAAACUACUCGUCUCUUGGUUUCAUGGUACUAAGCCUAAAGGAAACAAUUAAUGUAUACGGGAGUGUGUACUACAUUGGAAGUAUAGCUCCUGUGGUUUUGAUCAUCCUUGGUAACAUUAUUAAGCCAAAGCCAUCCACAUCAAGAGCUCGAAAAGGACAGUGAGGUAACUAAUCACACCAAAGGUACCACAUGCAUUCAUUCAUGUUGCAUAUUUCGUUUUCUCCUACUUUAAGACCUUAAUUAAUUUGUAUUUAAAGUAUGUGUAUACU
This is a messenger RNA of Lactuca sativa (garden lettuce), 1569 nucleotides long. Its product is annotated as lysophospholipid acyltransferase 1. NCBI's taxonomy places the organism in Eukaryota, Viridiplantae, Streptophyta, Magnoliopsida, Asterales, Asteraceae. Gene Ontology annotation, biological process: triglyceride biosynthetic process; lipid modification; phospholipid biosynthetic process. Gene Ontology annotation, cellular component: membrane; endoplasmic reticulum. The record is from RefSeq and is a predicted model, not a curated record. Gene Ontology annotation, molecular function: acyltransferase activity.